Molecule: messenger RNA, 1545 nt
Organism: Trichoderma reesei QM6a
Lineage: Eukaryota; Fungi; Ascomycota; Sordariomycetes; Hypocreales; Hypocreaceae
Exons: 3
Coding region: 1-1545 (514 amino acids)
Source: RefSeq, a predicted model, not a curated record
AUGGCUGAGGCCUCACCUGGAGAGAUUCAGCGCCUUGUGCAGUGCAUUCUUCUACUUCUAACCAAUCGCUUCAUGAUCCAACUCCAUCUCCCGUCUCAACAUGUCUCCAACUCGUCGCCGUCGUCCAUCACCAAAACCCUCCUGCUCCUCCUCCUCCUCUUCCUCCUGCUGCUCCACCCCCCGUCAGACCCUCAAACCCCCCCAGCCCAGCCGAGGACCGCAUUUCCCGCUGACGCACACACCCUCCCCAGGGCUCUGAAUACGGGCCUCUACAGGCCCUCGUUGGCUCCUGACGGGGCCCGUCUUAGCGCUCGCGGGCUGUGUCAGCUGGAAACGGAAGCCCAACCAGGGCGCCACAGCCAAUACGGCCCUGCGCCAAGUGCUGGAGCGGCCACUGAUCCGAAGGGAAUGCCUCCACUGAACUUUGUCCACCUGCGCCCAUCAUUCCAGUCCCCUGCGCUGCCACUCUACAGCAUUCAUUUUUCCAGCCCUUUGGUUCCCUCUUCCUCCCCUUCGCCUCGACCUCGCCAUUCCUCAACCUCGACUCUCGCCGCCAAAACACCAAACCCGCGUCCAUCGCCAGCCUCUGCCGCGUCGGACUUCCUCUCGCUACCUUGUCGCUUCGUUUUCCCUUGUGCUCGCCAGACACGCGCCGUCUCUUCCGUUUCCGCCGCUGCCGGGUUUGACGCAGGCGUCAAUCUUCUCUCAAGCGACCUCAACCUCGCUCUUCUUUCUUUGGCAAACUUCGUCGUACAUAUUCUCUUGACUCCUCCUCUCGCCUUCGCCGCCCGCUCCAACACGUCACAAUGGGUAAUGCUAAGCCUCCCUGCUCUCCCGCUUCCGAGCAAUCCGCCGUCUAACCAGCCCGCAGCUGCUCAAGCGCCCAUCACCACCCUCGUGCCCUUUGCCGAUCGCGCCCAGCUGCCCGCCUGCGCAGCCGCCUGCGGCCACCUCUACGAUGCCAACGGCGCCUGUGUGCCGCCCGCCAUUCCCACCAACACGCCCGCCGCCUACACGUCGUGCUUCUGCUUCGACCCUCGCCUUGCGCCCUUUUCCACCACCACUGCCGGCGUCUGCGACAAUGCCUGUACCGGCGACCCCAACGGCCUCGCCUCCAUCACCAAGUGGUACCACAGCGUCUGCAACGUCAAGAACGUAGCUGCGCCGACGACCUCCACAUCAACGACUACCACCAGCGGCGGUGCUUCCGCUCCCCAGCGGACAGACGGCGCCCCAAGCGGCGACUGGAUCUCUAACCAUUGGCAAUGGGUCGUCAUGCUCGUCAUUCUUGUAGUCGGUAUUGCCGGCAUCUGGAUUGGCGCCUGCAUCUGGCGCCGCCGCUACCUUCGCAACCGCGAGCUCCGACGACAAGCCGCCGGCAACACCAACUCCUGGGGCUCCGGCAUGCCCGCCGCGGAAGCCGGCGCAGGCAUCCCCAUGACCUACCAGGACAAGACGCAUACCGCUGCCACCCUGCCGAACUUUACUUCGACCUCCGAGAAGCGCGGCACAACAACGAAGCUGUGGCCGUUUUCCUCAUCAUGA